CGACACGCGAGAUUGUCAUGCAAGAUCGCGCCCGUACACAAUUCAUGACGAUCGUGUGGAACUGUAAAGAAAAGCAGCAUUCCUUUCAAACCUCAUUCAGCUUUUCGAAAAAUUUACAUGGAAACGUGAAGUCUACUCCACAUUCUGACGGAAAAAUGAUUGGUCUGCGAAGGUGGGAAAUUAUCUUUGUAUCGGUCAGUAAAUGAAUAAGGAGAGUUGUUUAGAUUACAAGGAAAGCUUUUAACCUCGAAAGGAACUUACUCAUGUACACAAUAGGUCCAGAUUUUUCAUUCGAACCAUUUAGGCAUACUAGGGCCAGUAUUUCAUGAAACCAUUAACAGAUACGCGAUGGAAUGUGAGGCGAAGGGGAGUGAAUAAAUAAAUGAUGUUCUCCUGUUGUCAAUCGUUUCCGCAUCGAUGGUUCAGCGACUCGAUAAUGAUGUUAUCUGGAGGUUGCUUCGCCAUUUAAGUAUGUUCAAUAAAAUUGAACGUAAGGGACUUUCAUUUGUCGAAAGUAUUGCGUUUAUUGUAAUUUAUGUUAUCUUUCGCACUUUUUUUUCACACGUGCUCAGUAUCAACAAAGAUUUUAUUUUUAGAGCAAUGACUCGAGUACGACGCGAACUUGUUUAAAACAUGUAACACAAAGACUUCCAACAUACAUAAAUUAAAGUGCAUUCAUUUCCUUCAAAGACAGUUUUGGUUGGUUUUCUUUCGUCAUUAAUCAGGUAUUUUCACAUACCAGCCAUUUUGAUCGAUGUAAGUACCUUUUUCCGGUUUUAUCGCUUUUCUUAACAAGCUUUGAGAAUGAAAUCUGGAGCAGUCGAUGACGUUUUGUCAAAAAUUUGCAUCUUCAUUUUCAGGGAAGAGUUAAACGACUCUGACUACAAAUUUUAUUUUAAUUUACCCAAGACGGCUAGGGGAAAAUAUUUUUUCCAGUUUUAGUUUCAUGCCGUUGUGUUCCUCGUUUUCAUAUAUCGAUCCUUCUCGAAAACUUAGCGACACAGUUUUAUUGGUUCUCUGAAAACAUUCCUACCGGAGUUGGCAUGAUAUCACUAAAGCGCUCAGAAAACGGGGCUGAAAAAUUGAAAGUUUACACUUAGAGACUGUUAUCUAAAUCUCUCCGUUUGUAAUAAUGAACAAUUUUAUUUCCCACCCAAAUGAGGAGAAAAACGCCAACAUCAUCGACGAUAAAAAAGAAUUAUUUUCGUGUAAAACAUAUUUACCGCUGACCAUAUCAACAAAUUGCCUGACUUAUCGACUAAAGCUAAGUGGUGCCCUCAAUAGUAAUAUUUAUUUACUCGCCUCCCGCAUAAGUUCCAAAUCAAUAAUAAUUAUGAUAAUGAUGAUGAUUAUUAUUAUUACAACACGAAGAGUAUCAAAAGAGCAAAGAAAUGUAUUUUGUUGCAUUUUGUUUUGAACUCAUUUAAAUGAAACAACACAACAAGAACAACCACCAUUAAGUCGUUCACAUCCUACUAAUAUCAAGUACUCAAUCUCAACAUGAAAUGUCUAAUUCAAAACUUCACAGGUGUUUUUUUUUUUCAAUUUAGAUGGGUUCAAAGCCUUGUUAAACGUUUUUGUAUUUCCUUUAUUAGAUCAUCAUGGCAAGAAAGACCACUGCUAAACUACUAUUAUUGUUGAUGACCACUGAUGUACUUCUUAUUUCCUUCACUCAGUCUACUCCGUGGUGGUCGAGAAGACGCCGAUGUAAAUCGUCCAAACCAUCGAUACGUGGUGUCAUAUGGGUAAAUUCUUGGCAGCACGACUUCUCCACAGUUCACUGCAAAAAAAGUAAGUCUCUGUGAUAAUUACAUGCGAUUUUGCAAAAAAAGUAAAAACAACUACAGAAAAUACCUAUUCUCAUGGCCGGUAAACCAUCGAUCCAAUAAACACUUCCGCUAGUGCGACCUUACGGUGAGACGCUUCUAAGUUUUCACUGGAAGUUAUUCCCACGUUAUACAGCGAAAAAUUACCAGAGAAAUAUAAAAUAAAGCUAAAGGGAAAACAAGGGGAGAUAAGGCGCAGGAAACCGGUCAGAUUGCGUUCUUCAGCACAUUUCUAAAAAUGCUAGACACAUUUAACACGCCGGUAAGGGGAAUACCUAAAAACUCAGAACUCGUAGUAGAUUUUGGCCUGUGAAAGCCGGCAUCAGUCUCAAAUUAAUAAAAAUGCGUGGAAGCGAAAAUGGUAGAUGAAGAAAGAAAACAUUCACUUUUUCCUCAAUUCUACCUUUAACUGAAAAUUAGCAUACGAAAAUAAAAUUGCUUCUUUUCAGGUUUCUCUCUGAGAAAAUGGCACAGUCGGCACCGAACUUGCAAGAAAGAUCGCAUCUUUUCGUUUGCAUGUGGAUACGGUCCAGUCACCUACAACAGAAAAGAUUGUGUAGGGAAAAACCAUCUUGUCAACAACUAUGACAAACCAGUGGACUUUGAGUGCAAACGGAACAGCUUUAUCACCGGAGUCGGAAGUGAAUACAGUCAUCGGCACGCAGAUCGCAGGUGCUUUUAUUGCUUACUAGGAUACUUCAUAGCAACUUGUUCUAAAAGUAAUUUUCACUUGCUUGCUGAAUUGCAGAAAAGAAGCCUGAAAAAAUAUUCAGGUUUCGACGGGAUUCGAACCCAGUCCUCCUAGAUACUAGCUGGGCGCUAUUAUCAACUGAGCUAUGAAAUCACACAUUGAGAAAGACGUCAGACUUAAACGGUUAUAUUUGUACCUUCUUUUAAAAGUUUUAUGCAUCAAUACGAACCCUAUUUUAUUAUAAAUUCAUGAUAAAAAUGGCGUCUUAUGAAUCCCAAUCUCAACUUAGUAUUUUAAGGUCCGAAUAAAUUAAUAAUUUCAUAGCAACCCCAAUUCCUUGAAAUCACCUGUAAUCUUAAUUUUAUGGCCUUACAGCUCAAAAGCGAUUUCGGUGACAGCCAUCGUUAUCAUUAAAUGAAAUCAGCACAUUAUUUUUAUUUCAGCAGAGUUCCUUUUCCAACUGCUAACGUUAGAUUACAACCACUUUAAUUUUUUGAUGAUUGAACCAGACCACUGACUCCAACAAAAACUCAAAAAUAGUGAUUCAUUGCUGCGCCUGUGUAAUGUCAUUUCUACCUGUUAUUGGCUCAACAAUUACCCAUGAGCGCGCGUUGGGUAUGAGAUGAUAAAUGGCCAACGAGGUGCGUGGCACCGAGUUGGCUUCUCGUAUCCAACAAGUGCUAAUGGAAUAAUUGUUUUAUUAAUUUUAUUAAACCCUGAACGUUUGAAUAUUUUCAGCAAAAAUUAUCGGCUUUCUACACGUCGCAAUGCAUUUUUGUACGAGGUGACUCCGAAUAUUAGCCGUUAACCGAAUUUAGUGAACCAAUCAGAACACUAGGAAUCUUAUAUCCGGAGUUGAAAAUUUAAUGAUGAUAAGUAAACAACAUAGUGAUUAUGACCUUGUCUUCCCGUGCUUUUAGGUUAAGUCGAGAUCUCAGUGUCUUCUGUUGUGAUUUAUCGUUUUAUCACCUUUAGUUCUUUUGAACAGUUUAAGGGCUUUUAAGAUUACAUACUGAUAGUUGGUUAACAGAAGAGCGUUCAGAUCAAGAAUAAACUUUCAAGAGUCUCGUCCAGCUUCCUCAAGACUGAAAAACAAAGUAAUCUCAUAUUUUUUUAAGAAGAGUGCUACUUUUCUCCCCCUCCAACUUAAGUUGUUUUUUCCUUUCUUUUUUGUUCAGGUUUAAGUUUCUUUGUUGUCCCGCGAGAGGUUUCGUUGCUCAUUCAUGUAAGACAACAAAGUAUCAAAAUCAAUGGAAAGGGGAUUUGGACUACUUGGUCCCAUCUGGGUACUUUUUGGUCGGAGUUUACAGUGAACAUAACAACUCCCACGAGUAAGUAAUUGCUCUCGGUUGAUUCAGAUAUACUAAAUUCAUGUUUAAAGAUAAAAUCAGCGAUAAUUGGUAGCACUGAUUAUAAAGGAGUUCAUUAGCGGUUCAUCUAAACAGUGGUUUUUUCCAGCGUUGGGAAGAGCAAGUUAUCACAACUGAUUCAUCUCUGCUUUCCCUCAAUUUUUAAGGACUAAUGCACGCCUUAAAGACCGGACACAUAGGACGAGCCGCACUUGGAAAGUAGUGCUGAUACUAUGCAUAUGUCGAAUCCCGUUGACUAGUGUUCCGUUUUCACUCGACUUCUCUUUAAUUAAAUGUGAUCAAAAAUGUAUACUGUAUGAAAAGAAAAACGUUUUUCCAUUUACUUUCGGUCCUUUGUUUACAACUGCCGGAUAACUCGAACCUUUCUCAAUUUACCUUGAAGGUUCGAGUUAUCGGAAUUCGACUGUACAUGUUCUGCUUUCUAAUGGCCGACAAAAUUCACGGUUUAUGCGAAAUAAGAACCAUUGUGAGGAACUCUCGGUAAACUAUACCAAUACUAAAGAGUAAAUGUAACUAGGAAUAAAUGAAAAAUUCGAAUAACUGAAAGAGGAUGGAAGCUAGAGAAGUAACGGGGUAAAUAAACAAUUUUGGAUUCUUAGUGACUUUUGUGCAUACUGAAAUGUCUGUCAUCAGAAUUCUCUCUGCAAAAAUGAAUAAGACCGAAUUUUGCCCGGGAUUCUUAGGAGAGAAGCAAAGUGUGGAAUAGAACGAACAGAGGUCGAGGAAUUGAAUGAAAAAUACGGUUUUAUUUCGACAGACCUCUCACCUGUAUUGAACAUUCAGCAAAAGCUAAGCGGCUAAAAUCCUCCACCCUACAUAGUUUUACGAUGAGUUUUAAAACUUGUGACAUUAAUAUGUGGGGCAAUUCAGUAGGAGAGUGUUGAAGGUUUUUCGUAAUAGUAUUAUUUUUCGUUUUUAUUUCAGGGAUCGCCGCUGGAAAUUUGACAUUUGUAAAUUCAGCAAGAAAAGAGGAUAACUGAGAACAGAUGCAUGACAGUAAUUAACAUUAUCGUUCUUACAGAAACUACACAUAGAAUUAGGUAUCAGAAAAUAAGGGUAGAGAGGUGAAGAUUAUAAGUUGUUGUACCACGACGCGGAAGUAAACAUGUCGCCUUGAAUAAAAGGGGUAAGUUUCCAAAGAAAAUGUGGUGCUGCGUGCGUCUGUGGUAGAGUAUAGCAGGGGAAUUUGGUAUUAUCAACUGAGUUGAUUUGGUAAAUUGGCCGCCGUUAAGAGUUUAAAAGCUCACGUUUCGAGUGUUAGCCCUGC
Pocillopora meandrina is the source of this 5154-nucleotide messenger RNA. NCBI's taxonomy places the organism in Eukaryota, Metazoa, Cnidaria, Anthozoa, Scleractinia, Pocilloporidae. The record is from the annotation of a GenBank genome assembly.